AUGAAUUCCGUCGAUGCCUCAGAGCAUUACGAACUGGGAGCCACUGACCUGUCUCCAUCCCUCCUCACAGUGAUCAUCGACACAAACCCUCACGCCUGGGCCCUCCUCGAAAACUCCCUCCCACUCUCCAAAGCAGUCGCCAACAUCCUAGUCUUCAUAAACGCCCAUCUGGCCUGCAACUACGCAAACGAAGUCGCAGUAGUAGCCUCACACAGCCAAAAAGCCGCGUGGCUAUACCCGUCUCACAAUGCACUAAAUCAUCGGGCUGACGCCGACCAAGACGGCGACGUCCAAAUGAACGGCAACACAACAACCCCACAAACAAAUAAAUACCGCCCCUUCCGCAUAGUUGAAGAACAGAUUACGCGCAAUCUCAAGGACUUAAUAGACUCCACCACAGGCGACGACCUCCGCAAUAACAUGUCAACAAUGCUAGCAGGCGCCCUGACCCUCGCAUUGAGCAAUAUCAACAGACGCACAAUUGCCUGGGCCGAGGAACACGGAGGCGCAGACCUGGAAGACGCAGCAGCUGAAGGAGGUGGCGGCGGCGGUGGCGGCGGCGGAGGAGCCACCGCCCCGAACAGAUACUCCGCGUCAAACGAAGACGAACGUCUGCAGAGUCGGAUCUUGAUCGUGUCAGUCAGCGGGUCUUCCGAUUCCGCACAUCAAUAUAUCCCCGUUAUGAACAGUAUCUUUGCUUGUCAGCGGCUACACAUCCCCAUCGAUGUAUGCAAGCUUAGCGGUGAUGCGGUAUUCCUGCAGCAGGCAUCAGAUGCUACUAAGGGUGUUUACAUGGCUCUUUCCGAGCCGAGGGGACUUCUGCAGUAUCUUAUGAUGGCUUUCCUGCCUGAUCAGCGCUCCCGCAGGCAUCUCGUUCUACCGACCCGGGUGGAUGUUGAUUUUCGCGCUGCAUGCUUCUGUCAUCGAAAGGUUGUGGAUGUCGGCUUCGUGUGUUCCAUCUGUCUUAGCAUUUUCUGUGAGCCGCCUCCUGGAGGUGACUGCAUGACUUGUGGGACGCAUUUGGAUGUUGGGGAUUAUCAUGCCAGGCCUGCUUUACUACCAAGGAAAAAGAAGAAGAAGAAGCGUGUCAAUGAGGCUUCUGGGGCUGGCACGCCUAUUUCGACGCCUACGCCUACGCCUGGCUUUUGA
Messenger RNA from Penicillium nucicola, 1149 nucleotides. RefSeq names its product TFIIH/NER complex subunit TFB4. Lineage: Eukaryota; Fungi; Ascomycota; Eurotiomycetes; Eurotiales; Aspergillaceae. The transcript has 2 exons. Gene Ontology annotation, cellular component: transcription factor TFIIH core complex; transcription factor TFIIH holo complex. The record is from RefSeq and is a predicted model, not a curated record. Bases 1 to 1149 code for a protein of 382 amino acids. Gene Ontology annotation, biological process: regulation of DNA-templated transcription; nucleotide-excision repair.